AGCAUGACCUCUCGUGAUGUGCUUCGUCUGAGUCUCGGGACUCGCGUCCUGUCUCAGUCCGAGUUGAGAGAUGAGUCGGCGGCGGCGAGGGCUGCUGGCCCGCACCGUCCUUUUCCUCUUCGCCCUCAAUGCCGCCUCAUUCGCCGUCUACUUCCUCCUCCACCCGUCUAACCGGAGCCCAACCGCCGCCGACCCCUUCCUACCCCUCGAAACCCUAGCGAUCCGCCACAAGAACGCCCGAUCCACCCUCAAAUCAUGGCCGUCGCUCCCCUCCUUUCUCCCUUGGAGGCCCUCCCCCGCCCCGCCCCUCGGAUCCUGCGAGGCCUACUUCGGCCAUGGCUUCUCCCGCAGCGUCGACGUCCUCCGCUCUUCCCCCUCCGAUGUCAAUGGCAGGGGAUGGUUCCGGUGCCACUACAGUGAGACCCUGAGGAGCUCCGUCUGCGAGGGCGGUCGGAUUCGGAUGGAUCCCGCGCGGAUCCUAAUGUCUGACGGUGGGGAGGGGUUGGACGCCGUGAUCGGGCGAGGAGAGGAGGAGGAGCUCCCCAGGUACCAGCCUGGGGCGUUCCAGAUCGACAGCGAAGGUGGCGACGGCGGCGGGGAUGGAAAGAGGGCCAUAGACGAGGGGUUCCUGGAGAAGUACCUGCCGCAUGGUGCGGUGCAGUACCACACGAUGCGGGCGCUCAUGGAGUCCAUGCGGGUGGUCGGCCAUGAACAAUUGGAUUGCACGCAGUGGAUUGAAGAACCAACAGUUCUAGUGACACGUUUUGAGUAUGCAAAUCUUUUUCACACAGUUACCGACUGGUAUAGUGCAUAUGUCAGUUCUAGAGUCACUGGCUUGCCAAAUCGUCCUAAUCUGGUAUUUGUCGAUGGUCAUUGCAAGACUCCAUUGGAAGAAACUUGGGAAGCACUUUUCUCUAGUGUUAGGUAUGCUAAAAACUUCUCAAGUCCAGUUUGUUUUAGACAUGCAGUUUUUGCGCCUUUGGGCUAUGAAACAGCUUUGUUUAAAGGGCUGACAGAACACAUAAGCUGCCGUGGGACGUCUGCUAGUGAUGUCCGUGAAGACCCUGAUGUUAAAAAAACUGCCCGAUUAUCUGAAUUCGGGGAGAUGCUGAUGGCAGCUUUUGGCAUACUUGUGGAGAAAGAUUUGCCGAGGAAGUCAUCUGUGAGUCAUAACGUGCUUUUUGUGCGUCGUGAAGACUAUCUGGCGCACCCACGUCAUAGUGGAAAAGUCGAAUCUAGGCUAAGCAAUGAGCAGGAGGUUUUGGACGAAAUAAAGGUCUGGGCCGCCAACCAAGAGAGAUGCAAAAUAAAUGUUGUGAAUGGUCUCUUUGCGCAUAUGCACGUGAAAGAGCAACUGCAGGCUAUUCAGGAAGCUUCGGUCGUUAUUGGGGCGCACGGUGCUGGUCUAACUCACUUGGUUGCGGCAAGACAGAACACCAGAGUUCUUGAAAUUAUCAGCAGCAUGUACAGGCGCCCACAUUUUAGCUUGAUCUCGGAGUGGAAAGGACUGGAGUAUCAUGCCAUCAACCUUGCAGGAUCAUAUGCCAGGCCAGCCAUGGUUAUCGAUGAGCUUAGCAGCAUAAUAAGUGGUCUUGGUUGCUGAAAUCAAAGCUACAGGAGGCUUUAUGUCAACCUUCCCCUCCCCCUGCCCCCAGCUUCAUGACCAAACAAACUGCUAGGUAACCUGCUUCACACUUGUUCCAUUGGAUCUCAACACCUGGUUUUCUUGAGUUGACUGAUCCAAAGUUGCAGCCUGACUGCUUUCAUUUCCGGUUCAUGGUCUGAUUGAUUCUCAAGCCGGGUUGAGCUUAAAAUCUUGAAACAAACUCUUUGCCAAUGAUUUCAUCGAUUGAAAGUUACUGCAGAUUAUUAUCAACCCGGUUCAUGGUCUGAUUGAUUCUCAAGCCGGGUUGAGCUUAAAAUCUUGAAACAAACUCUUUGCCAAUGAUUUCAUCGAUUGAAAGUUACUGCAGAUUAUUAUCAACCCGGUUCAUGGUCUGAUUGAUUCUCAAGCCGGGUUGAGCUUAAAAUCUUGAAACAAA
Messenger RNA from Musa acuminata AAA Group (dessert banana), 2042 nucleotides. Its product is annotated as beta-1,2-xylosyltransferase RCN11-like. Lineage: Eukaryota; Viridiplantae; Streptophyta; Magnoliopsida; Zingiberales; Musaceae. The record is from RefSeq and is a predicted model, not a curated record. The transcript is spliced from 3 exons. Bases 71 to 1603 code for a protein of 510 amino acids. Gene Ontology annotation, molecular function: glycosyltransferase activity.